ACGAUCCCCUCGAUACCCCACCUCUUCCUCUCACCCCCUUCGAUCUGGAUCGGGGGCACCCGAUCCCGCCGCCCCGUCGCGACCCCCGACCUCGCCUCUGCCCCAACGGCAGCCGGCGCCCCCAUCGCCGCUACUGCCCCAUGCCGCCCAACGGCGACGGCCUUCCCGACGUCGCGCCCGACCCGCCGGCCAUGGAGGCCCCGUGCGCCCGCAGCUUCACCUCCAGCAGGCCGCCGCCUCACGCCGUCCUCGUCUCCACUCAACCUCAAGCGCGGCCACGCCUGAAGACCGCUGCCUCCGCCCCGCCGACCUCGCGCCGUCCUCUGCCCGCCGGAGGACCAUGGCGCCGCCGGCCACCCCGAACGCCUCCCCGGCCGCCCCCCUACGCUCCAUCUACCCCGAGACCGUUGCUGAUGCCCCUGUGAUCGACUACGUCGACGACGACCCUUCUUCCC
This is a messenger RNA of Aegilops tauschii subsp. strangulata, 455 nucleotides long. Lineage: Eukaryota; Viridiplantae; Streptophyta; Magnoliopsida; Poales; Poaceae. The record is from RefSeq and is a predicted model, not a curated record.